Molecule: messenger RNA, 599 nt
Organism: Nipponia nippon (crested ibis)
Lineage: Eukaryota; Metazoa; Chordata; Aves; Pelecaniformes; Threskiornithidae
Source: RefSeq, a predicted model, not a curated record
UAGGCCCCGCUCCCCUGACGGGCGUUUGUUCCCCGAGCAGGUCUCGGUGCUGUAUUUCGCCAGGAGCGCGGAGCUGGCGGGGCUGCGCUGCGAGAGCCUCUCGGUGCCGCGGCGGAUCACCGCCCUGCAGCUCUGGGAGGAGAUCGUCAGGGUUCACCCAAGGCUUGCUGUCAUCCGGGAUCAAGUGGUUUUUGCUGUUCGGCAGGAGUACGUGCUUCUUGGAGAUCAGCUCCUGGACCUGCAGCCCGGAGACGAAGUUGCCAUCAUCCCACCAAUUAGUGGAGGCUGAAUCUGCCCAGGUUCUGUUAGCUUUUCUAGUGAGCUAUGGAUGAAAGCGAAGAUGUGCCAAAAGAUUUUAUCAAGCUCAAGUCUGAAAAGCUCUCUGUAGAUGAAGUGUCAGAGCUGGUCAUUUCACCAUACUGUGGGGCAGUGUCUCUGUUUGUUGGUACUACAAGAAAUAAUUUUGAAGGAAAAAAAGUGAUUCACUUAGAAUAUGAAGCAUAUACUUCAAUGGCAGAGACCGAAAUAAAGAAAAUCUGCAGAGAUGUUAGACAGAAAUGGCCAUCAAUCAAACAUAUUGCAGUGCACCAUAGGCUUGG